UAGCUGCAUCAACGUGCACGUCUCACUUGCGUAAUCCCUUCUUGCGUCCAACUUUUGUAUACUGUACAUACCAUUCAAUCCACACAGACAAGCAAAGGGCAAGGAUUGAGGUUGGUCGUCGUGUUGUCAUUUUGUCGUCUUUGUGUCUUCGCUGCGUUGUCACUGAGGCGCCGCGAAGUUCAACGAUCAUCGAUGGAGUUGCGGGGAACCGCUCUUGGAGCAGUUCCUUUUUGAGGGUCACCAGCAAAUUGUGUUAAUCUUCCACUUUGAGUCAUGCUUCUAUUUUGUGUCAUUCUUCCAUAUUGUGUCAUUCUUCCAGAUUACUUUUCCUGGUACUAAUUGCUACGUGUUUUUACGUAGAGCCUUCCAGAUUGUGUCUUUCUUCCAGAUUGUGUCAUCCUUCCAGAUUGUGUCAUUCUUCUCUUUUCAGUCAUUCUUCCAAAAGAAAACAGUUGGAACUGCCUGAUGAACAGGUAAAACAGGUAUUCCCGCAACUCCGAUCAAUCGAUUGUGAUUCGAAUCUGACUCGACUCGACUGAGUGACAGUCGAUUCGAUUGGAUCUUUCUCAAUAACGUGGUCGGUGAGGAUGUGACGACAAGCAGCGUCCUUUGUGCCUGGGUGACACACAACAAAGACCAAGCUCGACUUCUCAUUUCUUGACGGCAGCGGAGAUACUAAAUACCCAAGAGAUCAGGGAAGAUGGUCCAUUCCGACGCCAAUGCUGUUAUGGCCGCCCAUCACAAUAACUUGAGUGAAACCAUUCCACUGCUGCCACCUGCAGCACUUAGAACAGAACCCUUGAAUGGCAAUGGCAGUGGCAAUAAGAGCCAUGAAGAUCAAGAUGACAAGCACAAGGAGAAGGUUGACAUUAUGGAUCUGGAUUGGAUCGACCGUGACGCAGUGUACUUUGGCGUUCGAAUGACGCUUUGCAUCACAAUCGCAUCCUUUUUCAUCUUGCUGCGUUCGCCAGGAGACGAAUUCAUGCCGCAAGCAUUUUGGGUGGUAGUGACGGUACUGUUUGUGUGUUGGUUUCCUACCAGUUUGGAUGCGGCUUCGGUGGUGGAAAAGAGUCUGCAACGUCUUUAUGGAACCAUCAUUGGCGCUUUCUCGGGUAUUUCCUGCGGAUUCCUGUCCUUGCUCAUACUCUACAAGACACACGAUACCGAUCAAAUUCUGUAUGAGGAUGAACAGCAAGAUACCUCUUCUCAACAGCACCUGAAUUCAAGGGAUAAUUCCAACCCAGUGGGUCAAUCUGCCUUUUUGAUAGCUUGCAUCUCCAUCUACACGUUUGUGAUUUGUUGGGGAGCCCUGCAGUUCCAAGUCAAAGGCAAGAAGGGAGGCCCCAAAAUUAUCGCCAAGUACAACUACGCCUGCAUCCUCAGUCUGUUGACCUUCUACAUUAGCAUUUUGCCAUUCUACUCGGAAUCCGAACCCAAAUGGCGCAAGGCACGCUGGAGAGUCACCAAUGUCAUUGUGGGCUGCUUCAUUGGAGCGGGGUUGUCAGUGUCCAUAUUUCCAAGAUCCACAAAGACCAUCAUUCAACACAAAAUCAAAUUGCAACUUCAGUGGGCGGGAGAAGCUGCCGAAGCCGUACUGCACUAUGCUGCCGAUUCAUUCUCGGAAACUGCCUAUGUGGGAUCACCCCCUCAUGUUAGUCGAGUCCAAAAUCAUCCGCACAAUCUACAGAAAUCCAUUCGAGAACGACUCUCCGAUAAGUCACGACUCUGGAAACAACAGGACCACACCAACAACAACACGGCAAACACGGCAAACAACAACGAAAAUCACGCCGAAGUUGCACUUGCCAAAUACGAAUCUGCAAUCAACCAGUUUCGAAUCAUCAAGACACAACUCAACAACUUGACAUAUGAUCCCUUUCGAUUCUUUUCGUCUUCUUCCUCUUCCUCAUCCUCCAAUAACAAUAGCAGCAGCCUCGAAUUGCAACACUAUCGGACCCAUGUCAACAAUAUUCUCGCAAGAGCCCUACGCAUUCAAAACACUGUCGUACUACUCGAUGGCAUUGUACGAAACGAUCCAAAACACAACUUUAGUGCCACACACAUUAAUCAACUCGCGCGCAUUGGAACCUUGAUAAGAAUCAUGUUGACAACCACGACGACACAUCACCACGAUAACGACAACGACAAUGUAAAAAAUGAAGCCGCCUUUACCGAACUCAAGGCCGAACUCGUCAAGGUUCGAAAGCACAUUCUCGAAUUGGCAUCCGUCGUUGCCCAUUCGCCCAGAGAAAUGCCAGCCGAAGAUUACGGAGGACAGUUGGACAAGGGAAUGAUUGGACGAUCCAAUUUGGAUUUGACCACCAUGAUGAUGAUAUCAUCGCAGGAUGAUGACGACAAUGAUGAAGAACAAGAUGUCAGUAUGAACGACAUGGGAGGACGGGUGGCACCCAAACAUGUGCACGGGAGUCGCGUCUGUGCCCUCUUGUUCCUACAGCUCGUCGAACAUUUGGCGCUGCGGUCCAUUCGACUCUAUCAGUCAUGGAAACAGCAAUGUGAGGAGUGGCAACAAGAAUGAAAUGAAACAAUGUAUGCAUUUUAAAACACUAGCUUGUACCGUACUGUACUGUACGAUCGAUACGUGAAGUAGUCUGUAUAGUUCGAACGGUGA
Molecule: messenger RNA, 2629 nt
Organism: Seminavis robusta
Lineage: Eukaryota; Bacillariophyta; Bacillariophyceae; Naviculales; Naviculaceae
Source: the annotation of a GenBank genome assembly